AUGCCUUCAGUCGCUCCUGCUCAGCCCACUAAGAUCGUCAUCCCCGACCUUGUCUCUCACUGCACGUUCCCUAUUCGUUGCAGUCGUUAUCAUAAGCAGGCGAGCGUCGAGUCGAAGCGAUGGCUCUUCCAAGGCGGCGAACUCAGUGCUAAGAAGCGCGAUGCGUUCCACGGCUUGAAGGCGGGGUACUUGACGUCCAUGUGCUAUCCGAAUGCUGGGUUCCCUCAGCUGAGGGUGUGCUGUGACUUCAUGAACUACUUGUUCCACCUCGACAAUAUCUCGGACGAGAUGAACGACCGAGGUACCUCCAACACGGCGGUUCAGGUCUUGGACGCCCUGUACCAUCCUAACCUUCCUCGGCCUCCGUCGCGUGUGGGCAUCAUGACCAGAGACUAUUGGAUCCGUCUCAUUGCUACUGCCUCUCCUGGGGCUCAGCAGCGCUUCAUUGAGACGUUCGACAUGUUCUUCCAGUCUGUUACUCAGCAGGCCAUGGACCGCGCGAACGGUGUUGUGCCCGACCUCGAGUCCUACAUCUCUGUGCGUCGGGACACGAGUGGGUGCAAGCCUUGCUGGGCGCUCAUCGAGUACGCGUACAAUCUGGAUUUGCCCUGGGAAGUUAUGGAUCAUCCUGUCAUCCGGGGUCUAGGGGAGGCGGCGAAUGAUCUAGUGACUUGGUCUAAUGAUAUCUUCUCGUAUAACGUCGAACAAUCAAAAGGGGACACUCACAACAUGAUCGUAGUUGUGCAGAGACAAGAGGGCGUCGACCUUCAGACGGCAGUGGACUUUGUCGGCGAUAUGUGCAAGCAGAGCAUCGAUCGUUUCUCGGCGCUUCGGGAAGAGCUCCCGUCGUGGGGCCCUGAGCUCGACGCGCAGGUAGAGACCUACGUCGAUGGUCUCCGGGAUUGGAUUUCUGGCAGCCUGAAGUGGUCCUUCCUCUCGGAAAGGUACUUCGGCAAGUCAGGGCUGGAGGUGAAGAAGACCCGCAUCAGCCAUCUAAUGCUCAGAGGCUCGUUCUUUUAA
Messenger RNA from Sparassis crispa, 1020 nucleotides. RefSeq names its product Alpha-muurolene synthase. Lineage: Eukaryota; Fungi; Basidiomycota; Agaricomycetes; Polyporales; Sparassidaceae. Bases 1 to 1020 code for a protein of 339 amino acids. The record is from RefSeq and is a predicted model, not a curated record. The transcript has 7 exons.